CCACGCCGCGGUUGUGCAGUAACAUUGAUAAGAACUUCACGACCCUCGGUACAUUUGAGGCUGUUCGCUUCCGCUUUUCUUUUGGCGAAUCUUGAUUGCUGCUUGUCAUACGGUUAUUGGAUCUCGUCACACGCAAGACAUUUGCUCAUAAGUCCCGCAUACCUGGUUCACGGAUCUGCAUAACCUACUACAACGUCCCUGUAGUGCCCGUCAGCCUUAUCUUCGCACGUCGUCAACAUGGCAGCUUCUGCACCCAUCUCGAGAACUAUUUACACUGGAACUUUCGUCCACAGCAUUUCGCUCACAGAACUCGAGAUCUGCGAAAAUGGAGCUAUAGGUGUUGAUAGAAACGGCAUAAUAAUUUUCGUAGAGAGAGAGCUUGAUCUAGAAGCAGUACAAGAGAAGCAUUCAUGGCAAGAUGCUACACCUGUCUAUCUUAGAGGGAACGCCUUCUUCUUCCCCGGCUUCAUUGACACUCACACUCACGCCCCUCAACAUCCCAAUACCGGCCUCUUCGGGAAAACAACCCUUCUAGAUUGGCUGCAAACAUAUACCUUCCCUAUGGAAUCCUCAUUCUCAGAUCUCAAACGAGCCGAGACAAUAUAUCGCAACUUCGUAUCCCGGACCCUCUCCCACGGCACAACGACAGCAGCUUACUACGCCACCAUCCAUGUUCCCGCCACCAACCUGCUCGCCGAUAUCUGUCUUGCCAGAGGCCAGAGAGCGCUGGUAGGGAGGGUUUGCAUGAACUCCGACAUCUCACCCGAGUACUACCGCGACAUGUCUGUCUCGCAAAGUGUUGCGGAUUCAAAAGCAAGCACCGACUACAUCCGCUCCAUCGACCCUAAAGGCUCCAUCGUCCGCCCAGUCAUAACACCGCGCUUCGCACCAUCUUGCACCGCAGAGUGUCUUUCCGAAAUCGGAAAGUUGGCAAAAGAAGAAGACGCCUUCAUCCAAACACACAUCAGCGAAAACAAGGGCGAAAUAGCUUUAGUCAAGGAACUAUUUCCGGACAGCAAGAGCUAUACAGACGUCUACGACACCCACGGCAUUCUCACACCGAAGACCAUCUUAGCGCACGCCAUCCAUCUCAGCAACGAAGAGCGCAAGACCAUACUAGCCCGCGGGUCGUCUCUAUCGCACUGCCCAUGCAGUAACACCGCCAUCACGAGCGGCUGCGCCCCUAUCCGCGAACUUUUGGAUGAAGGACACACCAUUGGUCUCGGCACAGACGUCUCUGGUGGCUUCCACCCCUCAAUACUCGAGAACGUGCGCCACGCCAUCUGGACAAGCCGGCACUUGGCGCUGCAAUCAGACUUGGGCGAUAAAGCCAAACUCUCGACCGAAGAAGCGCUCUACCUCGCCACGCGCGGCGGCGCAGCCGUCGUCGGGCUCUCUGACAAAGUCGGCGGGUUUGAAGUCGGCAAGGAGUUCGACGCGCAGCUCAUUGACCUCGGCAGUGUCGAGGCCGGAGGUUCGAACGAUACUCAGUUUGACGCUGGGCCAGUGGACAUGUUUGGUUGGGAGUCGUGGCCCGAGAAGGUUGAGAAGUGGGUAUAUGCGGGUGAUGAUAGGAAUACGACGGCUGUGUGGGUCAGGGGGAGGUUGGUGCACAGGACUUCGAGAUUCCAGGAGUAUCAGGCGAAUGGGACGGCGACGCCUUAGGUAUGCUUUUGGUUAACGUGGGCAAUGGCCGUGUUUUGUGUGUUACUUUCAAGAUCUCAAGUGUAUAGACGGCCGAGGUAGAGUUCAUCUGUGUAAAUUGGUGAUCAUGUAAUCGAAAACGCGUA
This is a messenger RNA of Macroventuria anomochaeta, 1790 nucleotides long. RefSeq names its product guanine deaminase. Lineage: Eukaryota; Fungi; Ascomycota; Dothideomycetes; Pleosporales; Didymellaceae. Gene Ontology annotation, biological process: guanine catabolic process. Gene Ontology annotation, molecular function: guanine deaminase activity; zinc ion binding. The transcript has a single exon. The record is from RefSeq and is a predicted model, not a curated record. Bases 238 to 1665 code for a protein of 475 amino acids. Gene Ontology annotation, cellular component: cytosol.